This is a messenger RNA of Sphaeroforma arctica JP610, 117 nucleotides long. RefSeq lists its product as hypothetical. The annotation marks the transcript as partial. The record is from RefSeq and is a predicted model, not a curated record. The transcript has a single exon. NCBI's taxonomy places the organism in Eukaryota, Ichthyosporea, Ichthyophonida.
AUUGUUAAGAUUCUAUUGGAGGCUGGGGCUGAGGCUGGAGACGUGACUGCCGAGAACGAUUCGGCACUGAGUUUCGCAUGUCAAGACGGACACGAAGAUAUAGUCGCGUAUGUUUGA